Molecule: messenger RNA, 1239 nt
Organism: Enterospora canceri
Lineage: Eukaryota; Fungi; Microsporidia; Enterocytozoonidae
Source: the annotation of a GenBank genome assembly
AUGCCAUUUAGGAAGGUCGAAGACACGUUGGUCUGCUCUAAUGGCCACACGAUCUCAAACACGCUUGCAGAAAGAGACGAGCAGGAGUUUGGGCCAGUUGGAAAGAGAAAGAGAAUUCACAGGCAGAAGAAGGAGAAGCAGCAAAAGAGGGCGUGUUCAAACGAGGAUGCUUUUAGAGUAUUUUAUGCAUUAUGGAUUCAUGCAAAGGAAUUCUUUAGAACAAAAGAUGAGAGACUGUUUCUGUUAUGGACUGAGCAGUUCAGAAUCAACGAGUGGACUGGAAUGAGAGUACAGCGUAUAUUGAAGGAGAUUAUCAUUGGUAAAACACAGGAACUUGGAGACGAAUAUGCCCUAUACAAGGAGGCCUAUGAUAAAAUACGCAAAUUGAAACCAGAGACACUGAAGUGUGAUUUAGGUCACACAUCAACUGAAACAGUAGUUGAUGAAGUAGAGGUGGAAUCACCUACCAAGACCAUCGAUAGAGACCCAAAUGCCAGCUUCUGUGACUUCUACACCACCGUCUAUCUAUCAGUGAGAAGAGAGGCAGAAGUAUCAGGUGGAAUCUACACAUUUUCAGAACAUGGGCGCAGAUUCAGUCAAUUUGACUACGAUAAACACUUAGACGAAAUCAGCACCAAUUACAAAGAUAAAUUCGCCUGUUCCUUCUCAAAGGACAUUGAUUCAUUUGCAGCAGUUGAUUGCAAACUACGCUGCUACUCUCAACCAGGAUACGAUAGCACAGAUGAGUCCAAGAGGGGAAUGAAUUCAACUGGAUGCAUCACAAUGGAGAAUGAGAUGCUAAAAUACAAGUAUAGAACACUGUUUGUCAUGGAUACUGAUAUGGCACUGAAAUACCUCCACAUUCUGUUCAUAGAGUACAAUAUGGAUAAAAUAGGAAUCAAUAGAAUCAGGUUCCUGAAAUACUUCAAGAAGUGGCUGGGUGUCUUUGGAGCAGACCGUCUCUACCUUCCAGAAGUCGACUACUCGCUCUACAUUCUGACGUAUGUUGUCCAAUUCCACCCAGAAUACACUGAUCAAUAUCUUUCUAAAAUAUCCAAUUACACCAAUUUGACCAGAAACAAUAUCGUAGGCAGAAUCAACCAGAACAAGAAACUGCUGAAUCGGAGUUGCUCUCCUGGCUUCCCCCAGAAAACCAGUCGCAUUUUCACCCGAUUCAAUUCAGCCCGUAGUCUCCUACGAGGCAUCUUCUACAGAAACAGUCGUAGUAAAAAUGAAUAA